Messenger RNA from Bombina bombina (fire-bellied toad), 8613 nucleotides. RefSeq names its product thyroglobulin (gene TG). NCBI's taxonomy places the organism in Eukaryota, Metazoa, Chordata, Amphibia, Anura, Bombinatoridae. Gene Ontology annotation, biological process: thyroid hormone generation. The coding region runs from base 1 to 8439 and encodes 2812 amino acids. The record is from RefSeq and is a predicted model, not a curated record. The transcript is spliced from 48 exons.
AUGGUACUUAAACAUUUGCUGGAUGAUGGUUUGGAACAAGGGAAUUUGGACCGAGCAACGGUUGACUACUUAUUGGUAGAACAUCCUAAAAUUCCAUUGUUUCACCAUUUACCUAAAACUCAUAAGUCUCUAGACAAUGUUCAGGGACGUCAUAUCAUCAGUGGAGUGGAUUCUCUCCUGGAAUACAAGCUGGAUUCACAACCCCUGCGACCAUGUGAACUUGCAAGAGAAAAAGCUCUAUUAAGUAGCGACACCUACAUCCCCCAGUGCACAAAGGAAGGAUUGUAUAGGAACAUACAAUGUGAUAAAACAGGUCUUGUCUGCUGGUGUGUGAGUGCUGAGGGAUUGGAACUUCCUGGGAGCAAGCGGACACGAUUCCCUGUAACCUGCCUGUCUUUCUGUCAGCUUAAGAAGCAAGAGAUCCUUUUAAGUGGUUAUAUAAACAGCUCCUCGGCAUCAUACGUUCCUCAGUGCACAGAUACAGGAGAGUUUGAGGAGGUGCAGUGUGACCAGGAGGUCAGACAAUGCUGGUGUGUGGAUUCUGAAGGAAUGGAGAUUUAUGGGACACGGCAGACAGGAAAACCUGCUCACUGUCCAAAGAAUUGUGAAGUUAGAGAUCGUCGGAUACUGCAUGGAGUUGGGGAAAAGAAUCUUCCUUAUUGUUCUGAAGAUGGCAAAUUUUUCCCUGUUCAGUGUAAACUCCUCAAUACAACAGACAACAUGGCUCUAGAUAUUAUUACCAGCUUCAGCAGGGCUCCAGAUGCCUUCAAGUCAUUUACAUCUCUGCAAGAAUCUUUCCCAGAGAUCUCUGGAUAUUGUUACUGUGCUGAUAGCCUUGGCAGGGAGCUUGCAGACACCGGUUUAGAGUUAUUGCUUGAUGAGGUGUAUGACACAGUUUUCGCAGGACUCUCGCCCUCUCGAACAUUCACUGAAACAACCAUAUAUCGAAUUUUGCAAAGAAGAUUUCUGGGAAUACAGUUAAUUACAUCAGGCAAAUACAGAUGUCCCACCACCUGUGAAGUACAAAGAGCCACUGCCUCUAAAACAGGAGACAUAUAUAUCCCGUCUUGUGAUGAUAAUGGGGAUUUUUUGCGUGUCCAAUGUCAGACAGGAGGUCAAUGCUGGUGUGUAGAUUCAAAAGGACGGGAAAUCUAUGGAACACGGAUAACUGGAGACUCCCCAAACUGCAAUUAUGAUCAAGACUGCCCUUCUAAAAGAAGACAAGCAUUAUCUACCUUGUUUUAUGGUCCUUCAGGGUACUUUGGCCAACAUAGUUUGUUCUCAACUCAAGAGGAGGAGUUGAGACUGAAAAUAAAUAAAAAAUACUGUUCAUCCUAUAUUGUGGAUUUCUUUGUAAAAUCAGGACUUCUCCUUCCAAUCAAUGAACAAGCUAAAGGCAAAAACGUUCAGCUUGACUCAUUCGUUAGUGACAUGGUCACAGGACUAUUUCCUUCUAGAGAACUUAUACAGCUGGCAAUAAGUAUCCCUAGCAGUCCCAAACGCUUUCAACAAAACCUUUUUGGAGGAAAAUUCUUAAAAAACAUUGGUGCAUUUAAUUUUACCAGCACAGUAGGUAAAAGAAGCAAAUUCAAUUUUAGUACUUUUUUCCAACAAAUUGGUUUAACUGGAAUGUAUAGUGGAGGAAACUUCAAGGAACUUGCAAAAUUAUUUUCCUCAGAAGAAGAUUCCUAUCUAUCAAAAGGUUCAUUCAACUUUUCAAAGCAAAGUUUUAAUCUGAACCAACCUAUACAGAGCAAUUUUGGACGAAUUACUAAUCUGCAAGAAAAUCAAAAUAUUGUGUCAACCUUUUCUUCAAUUCUAGAACUUACUGAAUUUGUAAUAUUUUUAGAAGAUGUUGCAUCAAUUCCACCAACUAUUGCACGAAAUGUUGCAGAUGCUGUAAAAAUAAUUAUACAGUCAAAAGAUUGUGAUACAAGGAACUUGGAUACUUAUGUCCCAUCGUGCACAAAAGAUGGCAGGUAUGAGGACAUUCAGUGCAAUAAAAAUGAAUGCUGGUGUGUGGAUGACCAGGGAAAGGAAAUUGAAAGAUCAAGAAGACAAGGGAAGCGCCCAAGAUGUCCUACAAAUUGUGAGAAAGAGCAUGAAAAACAAAAAAUGUUAAAGGCAAAUAUGGCGGCUGGGUCAGAAGUGUUUAUACCGGCUUGCGACCGGAAUGGAGAUUUUAUGGCAGUGCAGUGUGCAGGGAAGAACUGUUUUUGUGUUGACGUGGAUGGAAGGACCAUUCCUGGAACUAAGAAGAUAUCAGGAGAAAGUAUUCAGUGCCCCAGUUAUUGUCAACUAGCCGCAGGCAAAGCUUUCCUAGAGACAACAAACUUAUUAUUGUCUGGUGAUGGGGCGAUAUCUCAGUGGUCAAGCGUGUAUGUUCCACAGUGCAAGGAUAAUGGAAACUGGCAACCUAUUCAGUGCAGUGGGCCCACUGAACAGACUUUAGAAUUAUAUAAAAAGUGGAAAACCCAGAACAAAAACAUCACCUUUUCUGAAACUUUUGCUUUGAUCAUGAAGUAUAAAGAUAACACCUCAAAAAACUUUACCAAUUUUGUCCAAACACUUUAUGACAAUGAAUUUCAGGAUAUUUUCCCUAUAUUUUCUAAAUACUCUAUUUUUAAUGACAUCCCAAAAGAGAUCUUGGAUGGUACCAUAACAAUCCAAUCAGAUAAUGUAUUACUCAAUCCUUAUGUUUUUUGGAAACUUUUAAGUGGAAGUUUUAGUUACUACCCUGGACCAUACAGUGACUUCUCUACACCACUAACCCAGUUUGAGCUCCGCAGUUGCUGGUGUGUUGAUCAAGAUGGUCAAAAAUUACAUGGGACAGAAAAAGGUCCUAACAAGUUUCCAAAGUGCCCCGGAACCUGUGAGCUUGCUAAGCAGAAGGCAUUGGAAUUCAUUGGUGAGGCAGAAGAAUUAAUUCAAGCAGCAAAUCUUUCCCAUAUUCCUUUUGGGCACAGUUAUUUAUUAGCAGCUGGCAUAAGACUAACAGAAAGUGAACUUUUGCACUUGGAUGAUGGUUUUAAAUCUGGAGUGAGUUUCUCUGAAAGAUUUUUGAUAAGAGAUAACUAUGCUCUCCAACUGGCCGCUAUAUCAGCUCUUCAUUUUUAUUGGCGAGGGAGAUUUGCUUUAAAGAAUUCUUUUGGACAGACAACACAACUAUCGUAUCUAACUUACAUUCCUCAGUGUGAUGGAUUCGGGAACUGGGAACCAGUACAAGUUUAUGAAAGUACUGGACACUACUGGUGUGUGGAUGAGAAUGGACAUUACAUCCCUGAUUCCCUGGUGACACGAACUUCCAGUCCUCCACAGUGCAGAACUUCCUGUCAGCGAGUUCAAACAAACGCUAUAAUCUCCAGCUGGAUUCCUAUACGUACACACCCAAUUCCAGAUGUGUUCAUACCAAGUUGUACAGAGACUGGAGAAUAUUCUUCUUUGCAGAAAUCAGAAACUAAUUUUUGGUGUGUGUCUCCAGUAACAGGAAAUCUUGUGCUACAAGGUGUAAAUGAAGACAAUAACAUCACUCAGUGUCCAGGUGACUGUACCAUCUUGAAAUCUGAGGUUAUUGAUCGUAAUGUUGGCACUGGCAUUGUGCCAGAGUGUGGGCAGAAUGAAGCUUUCUCGCCAGGGCAGUGUGAGCAGGAUAUUUGCUACUGUCUGUUUCCCAAUGGCGAGGUGGCAUCUGGAACACAAAUAAAUAUAUCAGAGAGGGAACGACCAACUUGCAAAAGUCCCAUGUGCCCGUUUUCUUUUGGCACCAAAGAUAUAAAGCAUGGCGCUAUGUUUUGUGAGGAAGAGCCUGGGGAUUUGUUUCAGAACUGUCAACUGGUUUGCCGUAAAGGUUACUGGAAUGUAUUUUCUAGAAAGACAUUUAUAUGCGACAAAAAAACUCAACGCUGGGUUUCACAAUCACCUCAUCGCCUGUCCUGCCAAAAAGCACAGUCCUUCCAGACAGUGAAAGCUCAGGCUGACUUUCAGGUGAUUCUACCCAGUACUAAAACAUGUAUGGCUGAUUACUCUGCAUCACUUCAGGCUUUUAGGACAUUUCUACUGGAUGAUUUAAAGGCCAGAGGAUUAUGUCAUAUUCAGGUGAGCAGUUUUGGAAGUGGUGAUUCAAAAGCAGUGCCAGUUUGUGAUGAGUCUACAGUCUAUGUUGAAUGUCUAUCAGCUGAUCGCUUAGGCGUGAAUGUGACAUGGAGAGCUCAGCUAGAGGACAUCCCACAAUCAUUGCCAAGCCUGCAUGAUAUUGAAACUGCAUUUGUUGGAGAAGAUUUGGUCGGACGCUUUUUAUCUAUUGUAAAAUCUGGAAACUAUACUCUGUAUUUGGACUCCAAGAGGUUUGUGGGUGAUACGUCUGUGCUCUUCCCACAAGAUGAUGAUUUCAGUCUAUCGCCACAAGUUACACUUAGCUGUGCAGACGGAUUCCAGAAACACUUUAAUUCUGAGAUCGACUUCAGGAAAUUGGGUGGAUGCGUUAUUUGCCCGGAGGGAAGUUACUCACAGAAUGAAGCGUGCGCACCAUGCGCCAUAGGAUUUUACCAGGAUAAGGCUGGAAGCACAGCAUGCAUAAAAUGCCCCCUGGUCACAACUACUGCUUACUUUGGAGCUUAUAAAAGAAGUCAAUGUGUGACUAGUUGUCAAAUGAAUGAUGUUGGUCUACAAUGUGAUAAUAAAGGACAGUAUCUUCCUUCCCAAAAAAAUACUAAUAAAUACUACUGUGCUGAUUUGUCUGGAGAGAAGUUACAAUGGACAGAGGUUGAUACAGAAUUAUCUAAUGAGCAGUGUUUGAUCUUAAGAAAAUUUGAACUUAUUCCAGAGGACAAACUGAUCUUAACAGAUGAAAAUUUAAGGAUAAUUGAGUCCAAACAAAGAAAUAAAGAUGAAGUACCAUUUUUGGAGUGUAUUAUGGAUUGUGCAAAACAGGAAUCAUGUGACUAUCUGACUGUGACUGCCAGUGAAAGUGGAAUUAUUUGUGACCAAUAUAAUGAGGAUGAGUCCAAUGUUAACUGUACUGCUACAAAACAAAAGAUCAGUGUUUUGGGAAAUUCUGCAUCAUUUAGUUUUGAGCAGCUCAACUGCCAAAUUAAAAUAAAACGUGGAGAUAAAGAUAUCCUAUCGACUUACAGAAAGAAAGGACAAGAAUUUCCGAAAGCUGGUCUCACCGUUUUUGAAAAGACAGACUUUAAGAAUACAGUUUCUGGCGUUUACACUACCAUCGUUUUUUCAGCUAACAGCACAACAUUAACUAACGCUCAUUCCUUUUGUCGUCAGACGUGUCGAGAAGACUCCUGCUGUGAAGGCUUUAUACUCAGUGAAAUCAUAUUAAAUAAAGGUACAAUACUCUGUGGCUUAUUGCGUUCUCCUGAUGUUCUCCUCUGUAAUAUAAAUGACUGGAGGGAAACCUCAGGGCUUGGCAGUGAUGGAGUGUGUAAAGGCGUGAAAUCCAACAAGGAGCAGAAGAUGUUUUCAUUCUUCUUGGGAGGACAAGAAUUUACGGGAAGUUAUUCAAUGUUGUCACAGAGCAUAGGAAAAGUGGAGUACAGCACAGACUUAAGUGCUGAGGUCAAAGAAGAAAUUCAACAACGUUUCACUAGCUUCCAGAGAGUUUAUCUCCAAAAAGAUAAAAUGACGUUACCUAAUGACUCGGGUUGCAUCUUGGGAGCCUUACAGAGCAGUAGCGUAUCAGAUUCUGCAAAGGACCUAUUCCUUCAGGUUGACAGUAAUUCUGUUGUAAUUACCCAAGAAUAUUCUGUGCCGAGCCAACAAUUUGGGAUUUCUAAGAAGCGCUAUUCAUCUAAACAAGCAAUGUUGUGGUGUCUUACACGUUGCGCAGAAGAGGAGUCUUGGUGUCGUCUGGCAGAUUUACGAAACGCCACUGAGGAAUACUUUACAUGUAUCAUUUACCCCAACACCUGGAAAUGCAAUAAUGUUACUAACCUCGUGCCAAAUAAUUGUGACAUUACUUUGUACAAUAAACCCCAGCUUUUGUAUCACAAAAAAGAUAUUCUUGGUACCCGAGUCAAAAACUUUUACAGCCCUUUACUGUAUCGAAAGCUGAGUGAUGUGUCUGUGAGGAACAAAAUAAUCAUGAGUGGAAAAACGAUUUCCAAUGGAUUUUUUGAAUGCGAACUCCAGUGUGAUGCAGACCCGUGUUGUAAAGGAUUUGGCUAUUUGCAAAGAAGUUCUGAAAUAGGAGGAAGUGACUUGCUAUGCCUAACCCUUAGUAAUUUGGGAGUUCAGUCCUGUCGAGAUGAGAUCAAAGAUCCUUGGCAUGUUAUGAAUUGCAGCAUUUUAAAUGAAGGGAUGGAAACUCGACCAUUUGGGUGGUACCAAAAGCCAGAGUCUCAGGAGACAAUUUUAUCAGCUCUCUGUCCACUUGUAAAUUCACCUCGAAGACUGCAAGAAGCAUCUCUGGAUAACUGGCUACUUUUGGAUGGAUCGUCUGUUAUCACUGACCCAUCUCUGUCUACUUUUGAUGAAGUACAAAUCAGCAAUAACUACUCUAAUUCACUAACUGAUGCUCAGAAUUAUUGCUUAUCAGAAUGCUCAAGAAUUCAGUCCUGUGCACUAACUACAAUUGAGCUUAAGCAGACGUCAAUACGAUGUAUGUUUUAUCCUGAGACCCAGACCUGCUACUAUAGUUUGAAUAGCCAUCACUGUCAAGUUCUAGUCAAGGAACAAGCAACAUAUGUUUUUCGAAAGAAAGCUUCAUUGCGUCCAGUGACAUCAGUGACUAUUGCUUCCCUUGGUCCUGUUUUGGGGAAAUCUCAAGCCAUUCUUAUUGGUUCAAGCUUAAAGAAUGUGAACCAGUUCCUUGGAAUCCCGUACGCCGCCCCUCCAGUUGGUGACAAACGUUUCCAUCCUCCACAGCCGUUUACCUGGACAGGCACUUGGAAUUCCACCACAUCUAGGGCAAGCUGUUUACAGCCGGGAGAUGGAAAGGCUCAGUAUUCCUCUGUCAGUGAAGACUGCUUGUACCUUAAUGUUUUUGUCCCUCAAAAUAUUGGAACAAAUGCACCUGUUCUCUUGUAUUUUUAUAACAGUCCAAGUGAUUAUAGUGAAAAUGGACAAACCUUUAUAGAUGGGUCUCAUCAAGCGGCAAUAGGCAACAUUAUUGUUGUAACUGCAAGUUUCCGAGUUGGUGUUUUUGGCUUCUUACUCACAGGUACCACAGUGCCAAGUGGAAACUGGGGACUUCUUGAUCAAGCAGCUGCCUUAAAAUGGGUCCAGGAAAACAUUGUGCAUUUUGGAGGUGACCCUGGGAUGAUAUCGUUGGCAGCAGAUCGAUCUGGGGCGGACGCUUCCAGCCUUCACUUGCUAUUGCCUGAAAUAAAACCAUUCAGAAGAGCUAUACUUAUGGGAGGGUCUGCAUUUUCUCCGGCGCUAGUCAUCAGCGAGAGAAGAGCUCAGGAGCAACUUAACUUUUUGGCUAAGGAAGUUGGCUGCAAUGCAUCAGGCAGCAAUGAUGUCCUCACCUGCCUCCGCAGUAUCGAUGCCGAUGUCAUUAAUGCUGCACAGACCAAGCUUCUUGCUGUAAGAGGACCGUUUCAAACAUGGGGACCUGUAGUGGACAAUUUUUAUAUCCGAGAAUCCCCCUCUAGACUGCUGGAGCAGAGAGCAUUACAGAAGGUUGACCUACUUAUAGGAAGUUCUGAACAAGACGGCCUGAUUAGUAGAGCUAAGGCUAUCAAAAGAUUUGAAGAGAGUGAAGGAAGAGGCAAUAGCAAGACAUUAUUUUACCAGGCUCUUCAGAAUUCCUUAGGAGGAGAAGAGAUGAAUCCACUUGUCCAGGACGCGGCUGUGUGGUUUUAUUCUUUAGAGCACUCAACAGAUGACUAUGCUGGGUUUUCAAGAGGCUUAGAAAACUCUACUAGAGAUCAUUUUAUUGCCUGUCCGUCUAUCAGAAUGGCAAGACACUGGUCUGAAAAUUCCAAGGGCAAUGUCUACAUGUACCACAUGCCACAGAGCGUCUCACAAAGCAGCACCAGCUUGGAUCUCCCUGAAGAUGUUAUUUACGCGUUUGGACUUCCCUUCCAUUCAAACUACAAGAAUCAGUUUUCCAUUGAGGAACGGGAUCUUUCCUUAAAAAUAAUGCAGUAUGUGGCAAACUUUGUAAAAACAGGAAACCCAAACUUUUCAUACACAUUUUCAAGAAAAGUUUCCAGAGGAUUACCUGCAUGGUCUUUGUACCGAGCAAACAGUAAUGGAAGAAAUUACAUGGAAUUUAGCAUUUCAUUGGGAACUAAGCAAGGACUGAAGGAAAAGGAAUGCUCAUUUUGGAAUGACUAUAUUCCAGCACUGCAAAAAACUAUUAAUCUGCAAAGUGGCUUUUUGGCCUCCAAAAAUGACCUUAAAGAUGCAAAAGCAAAUGAAACCGCACCCACAACAUCACCAGUACGUCCAAUAGACGAUAAAGACUCUUACAGCAGAUAAAUCUCAUGUCUGGCUUUCAAACCUUCCAUCAAGCAGUUCCUUUUAUAAACCAUUUACUUUAUUAAUGAUUGUUAUACUCAAAUGUCUAAUCAGAUUCUGACUGUGAUUCUCACUUCAGCAUGGUCAAGAUUUUGUCUUCUGUUACAAUAAAUAAUAAACCAAAAUGCAAAUGAA